Messenger RNA from Clupea harengus (Atlantic herring), 2430 nucleotides. RefSeq names its product regulation of nuclear pre-mRNA domain containing 1B (gene rprd1b). The record is from RefSeq and is a predicted model, not a curated record. Gene Ontology annotation, biological process: mRNA 3'-end processing. NCBI's taxonomy places the organism in Eukaryota, Metazoa, Chordata, Actinopteri, Clupeiformes, Clupeidae. Gene Ontology annotation, molecular function: RNA polymerase II complex binding.
GACACAACCCCUCAGUGGUUUCCAUGUUGUAAAACUGACGACAGGGGUGCGAGUCGCUAGCUUGCAGAUAUUCUGGCUUGGGGUUUUAAGAAAGCUGUGAAGAAAUAUUGCAAAUUCACUCGAAUUAAGUAUGCGUCUCCCUUAGACGAAGCGGACUAAGGCUACAAGAGUCACUCAUUUAGCUAACGUUUAACUUGCGGACACUACCAAGCUAAAGCUAACGUCACCUGGCUAUAGGCUAACGUUAGCUUCCUCACUAGAGCUGGCACGAAACUUAACGUUACUGGGGACUGCACGUUACACUGCCAAGAUAAGUUAAUACUAUUAUCGUUACUAAUAUACAUUAAUCAGUGUGACGUUACUUAACUCAAAUUACCGUGGCGUCACAUUCUUGUGGUUGUCCAAGAGGGUUAGGGUUAAAUCCUAAGAAGUUUUGAAAGCUGACCAUUGCUGGAAAGGAGAACUGUAUUUUGAUUCGGCGGAGUUGCAGUUAGCUAGGUUUGUGAAAUUUUAAAAACUUCAUAGUGAUUAGCGCCGGUUAUCACAAGCUAGACAUGUCAUCAUUCUCCGAGUCUGCGUUAGAGAAGAAGUUAUCGGAGCUCAGUAACUCUCAACAGAGUGUGCAGACCUUGUCACUAUGGAUAAUUCACCAUCGCAAGCAUUCAUCUCUUAUCGUCCGAGUAUGGCACAGAGAAAUGAAGAAAGCUAAAAGCUCCAGAAAGCUGACGUUUCUUUACCUCGCUAAUGACGUGAUCCAGAACAGUAAGAAGAAAGGUCCCGAGUUCACUCGAGAUUUUGAGGGUGUUCUUGUAGAUGCCUGCUCUCAUGUUGCAAGGGAGGCGGACACAGGCUGUAAAAGGCCCAUGGAGAGGCUUCUAGCUAUCUGGCAGGAACGCAGCUUGUACCGCGCUGACUUCAUCCAGCAGUUAAAGCUGGCCAUUGAGGACUCCAACAGCCCCAAAAUAAAGUCGACAGAGGACAAAAAGGCACCUAAAAGAGCCUUCCAAAAGAUCCAGGAGGAGGAGGAGGAGGAGGAAGAUGACUACAGAGCACAAUAUUCUCCAAGGGAUGCAGAUGGCAGUGGACCGCAACUGACAGAGGAGCUUGUGAAAGCUCUCCAAGAUUUGGAGAACGCUGCUUCUGGAGAUGCUGCUGUGAGGCAGAAGAUCGCUUCUCUACCGCAGGAGGUCCAGGAUGUGUCGCUACUGGAGAAGAUCACAGAUAAGGAGGCUGCAGACAAGUUAUCCAAGACGGUAGAUGAGGCGUGUCUUCUGCUGGCAGAGUACAAUGGGCGGCUAGCAGCAGAGCUGGAGGACCGACGGCAGCUGGCGCGCAUGCUCACGGAGUACAUCCACAGCCAGAAGGAGGCCCUCACUGAGCGUGAGCAGAAACUAGAGGAGUACAAGCAGAAACUGGCACGGGUAACUCAAGUUCGGAAGGAGUUGAAGUCGCACAUCCAGAGCUUGCCUGAUCUGUCUCUACUGCCGAACGUCACUGGAGGCCUGGCUCCUCUGCCUUCAGCGGGGGACCUCUUCUCUACAGACUGAUCCUUGGUGUCUUGGAUGGCUACACAAAGGAGUUGACCAGUUUCACUGACCCUCUGAAAACCUUUGGCAGACAUAUCUGAAAGUGUUGGUUUCAGAACACAACUGAACACAAUCCUCUCAGCAGAAACAAGUUUAGCAUCUUUAAAGUUUGGAAGGAAGUGGCCUGCAGCCACACUGACAACAACAAAGCGCUCUAGUUUUGUGUGGAAAAGUGGAAUACACUCAUUACGGAGUUAUAACCAUACAGCAAAUUUUAUAGUACUUUUAAGGAAACAAUCACUAAACACAGUAAUACAUAGUGUUAUUACUGUUGUUGCUGAUAUCACUGUUCUGUAAUUACUUAUACUAAGAAUAGACAUAAAUGAAUACAGUAGAUCAUCUUAGACUAGCACAUGAUGUUUUGGUUGUAGCUAUGCUUCGGGAUAAAAAUGGCAACACUUUUGUCUGUCAUGCUACUGCUAAUGCAACAUCAGACUAAAGAUCAAAUAUCUUUACUUUGUUCAUGGUUGAAUGUUCAAGCUGGACUAUAAAAGCCAUAUGUCAUUUUACAACAUCAUUCAUCAUUUCAUGGUUGUUACAGUAUUUGGAAGUAUAAUUCAACCUCUGAAUUCUUUUUAUAUUAUUAUUAUUAUAUGGCAAAAAUAUUCGUAGCAUUGCCCAUGCUUGAUUUGGGUAGUCUUCCUGAAAAUCACUGUCAGGUGGUGUAUUCUGACCUUUUUCAUUGUGGCAGUGGAGGUAGACAAUGUUCAUUUAUCUCUCAAAGCAUCACAUUUUCAGUGUAUAUGAGGCUUAAUUUCUACGCUGCAAUAUCUAUGGGAUUAUGUCUAUUGCUCUAUCAGUAACCUUAUAGUUGAAUUUGAAUAAAGAGGGUAUUUUGGUAAAA